Molecule: messenger RNA, 2398 nt
Organism: Trichechus manatus latirostris (Florida manatee)
Lineage: Eukaryota; Metazoa; Chordata; Mammalia; Sirenia; Trichechidae
Gene: S1PR5
Product: sphingosine-1-phosphate receptor 5
Exons: 2
Coding region: 153-1349 (398 amino acids)
Biological process (GO): adenylate cyclase-activating G protein-coupled receptor signaling pathway; regulation of metabolic process
Cellular component (GO): plasma membrane; cytoplasm
Molecular function (GO): sphingosine-1-phosphate receptor activity
Source: RefSeq, a predicted model, not a curated record
CCGCCCCCGCGUGGCUUCUGCUCACUCGGCUUGGGGCAGCGCGGCGGCUGGGGGCGCACCGCAGCGCGCAGAGGCCGCCGGGACCGAGCGCACGUGGGACAACCGGCCUGACGCCGCGCCUGGCCUCUCUGCAGCCUUGGGGUGGACGGCUCAUGGAGCCCGGGCUGCUGCGGCCGGCGCCAGUGAGUGAAGUCAUCGUCCUGCAUUACAACUACACGGGCAAGCUCCACGGUGCUCGCUACCAGCCCGGCGCGGGGCUGCGCGCCGACGCCGUCGUGUGCCUGGCAGUGUGCGCGCUCAUCGUGCUCGAGAACUUGGCCGUGCUGUUCGUGCUCGCGCGCCACCCGCGCUUCCACGCGCCGAUGUUCCUGCUGCUGGGCAGUCUCACGCUGUCUGACCUGCUGGCGGGCGCCGCCUAUGCCGCUAACAUCCUACUGUCCGGGCCGCUUACACUGCGCCUGUCGCCAGCGCUUUGGUUCGCGCGCGAGGGCGGCGUGUUCGUGGCGCUCGCUGCGUCUGUGCUGAGUCUCCUGGCCAUCGCGCUCGAGCGUCGCUUCACCAUGGCGCGCCGGGGUCCUGCGCCCGCCGUCCGUCGGGGGCGUACGUUAGCGCUGGCGGCCGCGGCCUGGGGCGCGUCGCUGCUCAUCGGGCUGCUGCCGGCGCUGGGUUGGAACUGCCUGGGCCGCCUGGACGCCUGCUCCACCGUGCUGCCUCUCUAUGCCAAGGCCUACGUGCUCUUCUGCGUGCUUGCCUUCGUCGGCAUCCUGGCCGCCAUCUGUGCGCUCUAUGCGCGCAUCUACUGCCAGGUGCGCGCCAAUGCGCAGCGCCUGCAGGCGCGGCCCAGGGCUAGCCGGGGCGCCUCGGACCCGGCGCGCCGCACGCAGCGCAAGCUGGCGCUGCUGCGCACACUCAGCGUGGUGCUCCUGGCCUUCGUGGCGUGCUGGGGUCCCCUCUUCCUGCUGCUGCUGCUGGACGUGGCGUGCCCGACGCGCGCCUGCCCAGUGCUCCUGCAGGCUGACCCUUUCCUGGGCCUGGCCAUGGCAAAUUCGCUUCUGAACCCUAUUAUCUACACACUCACAAACCGCGACCUGCGCUACGCGCUCCUGCGUCUCGUCUGCUGCGGCCGUCGCCCCUGUGGCCUAGGUCAGGGCGGUUCCAGUCCUCCCGAGAGCGCGGCUGGGGCUUCUGGCGGCCUGCGCCAAUGGCCGCCUCCCUGCACCGACGGCAGCUCCAGUCGCUCUGAGCGCUUGUCGCCCAGACGGAAUGGGCUGGACACCAGCGGCUCCAUUGGUGGCCCCGGCGCACCCACAGCUGCCCAGACCCCGGUGCCCGCGCCUGCUGCAGACUGACGCGCCCAGGCCCGCCAUUGCCUUCCCCAAGAGCUGUUUUGCAGACUGUUUUUGUCUUAAAUAUAGGAAUUUGUAGGAAACGCAGCCGAAGACACAGGGCAAAUAUAUUAAUUGAAGUCAAGCGCCAGCUAUUGAGUGCCUACUGUGUGCCACGCUCUAUAUCAGGCACUAGGGACACAGCAGUGAACAAAACAGACGACAUCUUGCCUUUGUGGAACUGAAAUUCUGGUCGAGGACACAGACAAUAACAAUGAAGAAAUGGCGAUAAUUGCAGUGAUAAUACAAUGAUGGUGUCAGUAAUGGCAGUCCCCUGAAGGAAGGGCAUUUCCGGAGGAAGGAAUUGCAGGUGCGAAGGCCCUGAGGCUGGUGUGUUCAAUGAAAAGCAAGGAUCCUGGUGUGUCUUAAGCAGAGAAAUGGAGGGGGAGAACAGAUUGUAUAGGGCCUUGUGGGGGAGGGGAGGACUUUGGUUUUGCUCCAAAUGAGAUGGGAGCCAUGGAGAGUUCUGAGCAGAGGAGCGAGGUGACCUGGCUCAGGUGUUCACAGGCACCCUCUGGUGCUGUCGGGACAGGCUGUGGUGGGUGAGGUGAUUGUAUUGGCCCAGGGAAGCCAUGAUAGGGACACCAGCAGACUCACCCCAGGUGGUUACUGGAUAGAUUUUGGAGGCAGUGAACAAAAUUACUGAGGAAUUGGGUAUGGGGUGAGGGAAAGAAAGAAGUCAAGGAUGAUUCCUCAGUUUAGAGCGAUGAAGCCAGGGACAGGGCACCCCAAAAUUUGGGAGAUUCAGCCAAAUCCUGUCUGAGCACAAAAUUUCCUUGAGUGCAGUGUCGAUCCUUCAUUGUAAAAACUAAUAAAAAUAAAUUUAAAAUUAAUAGCGAUUACAGUUUGUUAUACUAGCUAGUUGCCUUACAAUCCUAGGCUGAGGACACAUAUUUUGUUUUUCUCACCCUUACAGCAACCUUGCAAGGUAGAUUUUGUCACUUCUAUUUAACAGAUGAGGAAACUGAGGCUCCAAGCAGUGAGUACCUUGCCCCACUGAGCCAGGAUUCUAG